GGAGGCGCGGCGCCAAGAUGGCGGCGGCGGCGGGCUGUGUGUGAAAUCCUCCCUCGGCCCUCCCGGCCCAGGGCGGGCGGCGGGCCCGGGCGGGCGCCGAGCCGAGCCGAGCCGGCAUGUGCGAGACCUACUCGCGGUGGCUGCUGCGGGUGUCGGUGGCGCAGAUUUGCCAGGCGUUGGGUUGGGACUCGGUGCAGGUCUCGGCCUGCGACCUCCUCACCGACGUGCUGCAGCGGUACCUGCAGGGGCUGGGCCGGGGCUGCCACCGCUACUGCGAGCUCUAUGGCCGCACAGAUCCAAUAUUGGAUGAUGUAGGUGAUGCCUUCAAACUUAUGGGGGUUAACCUGCAUGAGCUAGAAGACUAUAUACACAAUAUUGAACCUGUCACUUUUGCACAUCAAAUCCCUUCGUUUCCCGUCAGCAAGAACAAUGUCCUGCAAUUUCCCCAGCCAGGAAGUAAAGAUGCGGAAGAAAGGAAGGAGUACAUCCCUGAUUAUAUGCCACCUAUUGUCUCCUCUCAAGAAGAAGAGGAAGAGGAACAAGUACCUACCGAUGGAGGUACAUCUGCAGAGGCCAUGCAGGUGCCACUGGAAGAAGAAGGAGAUAUGGAAGAGGAUGAGGCAAUUAAUGAUGAGAACUACUUGAGCAAGAGACCGUUAGAAAGUCCUGAUGCUGAGGAAUUUCCACCUGUGAAACGGCCAAAACUGUCUGUUUCCAAAGGGGACUCCUUGGAUGGAGCUUUGGAACCACGUGAGCCUCUUAGUUCAAUCAAUACUCAAAAAGUACCACCAAUGCUUUCUCCAGUUCAUGUUCAGGACAGUACAGACUUAGCCCCUCCUUCACCAGAACCACCAAUGUUGGCUCCCAUUGCAAAAUCACAAGUCCCAACCCCCAAAACUGUAGAGGCAAAGCCGUUUGUACCCAAAACAAAGUCCAAAACAAGUUCUCCAGGACAGAAGACAAAAUCACCUAAAACUACGCCCUCACCAGUGGUAACUGGAAGUCCCAUACGUUCACCAAAAACUGGAUCCAAAGAGAAAAAGUCACCAGGUCGCGCCAAGAGCCCAAAAAGUCCUAAAAGUCCAAAGGUUCCUGCUCAUGUUCCCCAACCACCUGUCAAGCCUGAAACACCAAGUAGAACCCCUCUGGCUGCGUUAAGUGACAAGAUCGGAAAAGAAAACAUCCAAGUAAAACAAGGACAGACACCACCUGAGCUUGCCACCAAGCCAAAUAUUGAAAACCAGACUAAGAAAGUACCAGUAAUGGACAAGACCAUUGAUGAUUCAAUCGAUGCUGUGAUUGCUCGUGCAUGUGCAGAACGAGAACCAGAUCCCUUUGAGUUUUCCUCUGGUUCUGAAUCAGAAGGGGAAAUUUUUACCAGUCCUAAAAGACUUUCUGUUUCAGAGACUACAACUCCUAAACCUUCCGUUUCUGCCAAUAAUGCAAAUAAGGCAGGAGCAACUCCAAUACCUCCCUCGGGUGGGACUUCAAGUUCAGACAUUUCAUGGACAAUGGAUGACUCAAUCGAUGAGGUCAUUCGAAAGGCAAACAUGGGGACACCUUCUAAUCCACCUACAAACUUCACUUAUUUCUCCUCUCCUUCUGCUUCACCACCAACUCCAGAACCUCUUCUCAAAGUUUAUGAGGAGAAAACCAAGUUGGCUUCAUCAGUAGAAGUCAAAAAGAAAUUGAAAAAAGAGCUGAAGACAAAAAUGAAGAAGAAAGAAAAACAAAAAGAAAAAGAUAAAGAGAAAAACAAGGAGAAAAAUAAGGAGAAGGAAAAGAAUAAGGAGAAGGAUAAAGACAAGGAAGGAAACAAGGAAGCAAAGUUUCAGUGGAAAGAACUACUCAAAGAUGAUGAUCUUGAUCCCUAUAAAUUCAAACUAAAAGACUUUGAGGAUGCUGACACAAAAGUAAAGUUGAAAGAUGGCAAUACCAAAAAAGAGAGAGAAAAACAUAAAGAUAAAAAGAAAGAGAAAGAGAAAGGCAAAAAAGACAAGGAUAAGAAAGACAAAGAGAAACUUAAAGAUAAGGGUAAGGAAGAUAAGAUAAAGGCUCCAUCAGCACCUCAUGUGUUACCUUCCAAAGAAAUGUCUUUGCCCUUGUUCAGCACACCAACUGCUAUGAGGCUUCCCAGCAUGUUACCUUCCUUGUCUCCAAUGCUUCCUGAAAAACUAUUUGAGGACAAAGAGAAACCAAAAGAAAAGAAAAAAGACAAAAAAGAGAAGAAGAAAAAGAAAGAAAGGGAGAAGGAUAAAGAAAAGGAAAAGAAGGAGAAGGAAAAGGAGAGGAAAGAAAGAGAAAAGAAAGAGAAAGAAAAAGAGAAACACAAACAUGAAAAGAUAAAGGUGGAACCAGUUGCUCCGGCUCCAUCACCGGUUAUUCCUCGGCUGACAUUAAGAGUGGGUGCAGGCCAAGACAAGAUAGUCAUCAGCAAAGUGGUGCCAGCUCCAGAAGCCAAACCUGCCACCCCUGUGAGCCGGCCCAAAACACCUCCGCCUGUGCCGUCACCGGUACCAGCUCCCGUUCAUGUCACCCCUCCUCCAGCUCCAGCUCCUCCUCCUCCACAGGCUACAGUCUCGCCGGUCCUGAUCCCACCACCCUCUCCAGCCGUCUCGGCAGCAGGAGGCUCCAAAGCUCCGGUUAGGAGCGUGGUGACCGAGACCGUCAGUACUUACGUGAUCCGAGACGAGUGGGGUAACCAGAUCUGGAUCUGUCCUGGCUGUAACAAGCCAGAUGAUGGCAGUCCAAUGAUAGGUUGUGAUGACUGUGAUGAUUGGUAUCACUGGCCUUGCGUUGGGAUUACGACUGCACCCCCAGAAGAGAUACAAUGGUUCUGCUCCAAGUGUGCCAACAAAAAGAAGGAUAAAAAACACAAGAAGAGGAAGCACAGGGCACACUGAAGACUUUCGCAGCGGACUGAA
Tyto alba (common barn owl) is the source of this 2924-nucleotide messenger RNA. It is a transcript of the gene TAF3, whose product is annotated as TATA-box binding protein associated factor 3. Gene Ontology annotation, molecular function: protein heterodimerization activity. The coding region runs from base 117 to 2903 and encodes 928 amino acids. The record is from RefSeq and is a predicted model, not a curated record. Gene Ontology annotation, cellular component: transcription factor TFIID complex. Lineage: Eukaryota; Metazoa; Chordata; Aves; Strigiformes; Tytonidae. The transcript has 7 exons.